AUGUCAGAAACUGUAGUAUUUUUAGGAACUUCAACUAUCGCUUCGCGUGGAAUUCAAUACGAACGUGCCAUAUCCUUAGGAUAUUCUGUUAGUCCAACCAUUACUGCAACCACCAGAUAUGUAGUCUGUGGUCAAGACGUUGGAGCCGAAAUUGACGACGCUAGAGAACUCGGUCUCACUAUUCUUAGCGAACAGGAAUGGGAAAAUCUGAUAACUCAACGAGAAGAUGAUGAACUUAACUCUAAAGGGACUAAUCCUACUAAAAAUGCUGAAAGGAAACGAGAAAGGGAUGAAAGUAGUGACGAUGAGCCUGCAGAGAACCAUGAUAUAUUUACAAAACCUACGACAUAUAUGAUAUCAAAAACCAAAUUUUGGGAGAUUAGGCUUGAAGGUCGAAAGACAUAUAUCAGAAUGGGAGAUAUUGGUGACAAAGGAGAAAUAACAAUGAAAGAACAUAAAAAUUGGGCCGAUGCAAAACAAUCUAUGAUUAAUUUGAUCGCUAGAAAGACGAGUCAAGGAUUUCAAAAGCAAAACAAACCUCCAUCGACAACUGAUAUUAAAUUCGAUAAAGUUUCAGAAACUAUAAAGAAACGUCUCAAGCGACAAAAAAAUAGUGUUGAUAUCGAUAUUAUUGACGAUUCAAUUAAAGGAUCUUAUAAACCGUUCGUCAUUAUUGAUGACGGGCAAAACAUCUCCUCUGCGUCACCGUCUACAUCUACUACCAUGAAUAACACGAAUAACACUACCUUUAAGAAAUCGGCUACCUUACCUCCUUCUAUUAUCAAUGCCAAGCAUAAGUCAAUUUUGAAAGGGAAUAUUCCCAAUCUCUUACUCGCACAUUCUUGGAAAGAAGACGAAGUUGACCCGACCGGUUGGUGGAUUUCUGAAAAGCUGGAUGGUGUUAGGGCCUUUUGGUGUGGAAAGCGAGGUGUAUUCUUAUCCAGACUUGGAAAAGUUUAUGCUGCACCUGCCUGGUUUACAAAAGGUUUACCAAGAGAUAUUGAUCUUGACGGUGAACUUUUUGGUGGUCGCGGCAAAUUCCAGUCAACUGUUAGUAUCGUAAAAGCUGGUGUUGAAGAAUGGAAGAAGAUAACCUAUAAGGUAUUUGAUGUCCCAUCGUACUCUGAUGUACCUUUUGAGGAUCGUAUGGCUUACAUCGAAGAUUUAGUAGAAAAAAAAAAAUAUUGUAAAUCAGCUAAAGAUAUUUUUGAUGAGUUAAAGAAAGUUGAAACAGCUGGUGGAGAGGGAUUAAUGAUUAGAAAACCGAAAAGUGAAUAUGCUUGUGGUCGAUCCAACACAUUAUUAAAAGUUAAAUCAUUCUAUGAUGGCGAAGCUCUUGUGGAAGGUUACGAACCAGGAAAAGGCAAAUAUACAGGAAUGACAGGUGCAUUAAAAUGUGUAAUGGCUUGCGGUAAAAAAUUUAAGGUCGGGUCUGGAUUGAGUGAUAAAGAAAGAAGAAAACCUCCAAAAAUUGGAAGCAUCAUUGUAUAUCGAUGUCAAGAACUUAGCGAUAGUGGGUCACCACGAUUUCCUACAUUCGUUGGAGUUGCUGCAGACAAAACUGAACCUAAGGACCCUGAUUUCGGACAUAAAUUAAAGAUUAAAGAUUAA
Messenger RNA from Dentiscutata erythropus, 1611 nucleotides. Lineage: Eukaryota; Fungi; Glomeromycota; Glomeromycetes; Diversisporales; Gigasporaceae. The record is from the annotation of a GenBank genome assembly.